This is a messenger RNA of Hirsutella rhossiliensis, 1347 nucleotides long. RefSeq lists its product as uncharacterized. The coding region runs from base 1 to 1347 and encodes 448 amino acids. The record is from RefSeq and is a predicted model, not a curated record. NCBI's taxonomy places the organism in Eukaryota, Fungi, Ascomycota, Sordariomycetes, Hypocreales, Ophiocordycipitaceae. The transcript is spliced from 2 exons.
AUGGCCCGGCCUUCCGACCAACAGGCAAAGCUGCCUGGCCUGUUUUUGCCCCUUCCCAGAGGGCAAGAACCCGAGUACAGCGACGCCGCCAAAUCGCGCAUCAAGGCCUCCGCGACGUUCUCAGGGAAGAAGGACGAGUUCCAUUCCUUCAUCCUGAGCAUAAAGAACAAAUUUGACGAAGACGUACGAACCUUCCGGACUGAGAACAGCCGGAUGGUCUGUCUGUAUAACCUGCUCGAGGGAAAAGCCCGCCGAGCACUUGAAACCCGCUUCUCCUCUGACACUCGACCCUUCUCUGGAGUGGCAGAGAUGAUCCAAGCCCUCGAGUCCGCCUAUGGCAAUCCGAAUGAGCUUUCCGAGGCUCUUGACCGCCUGCAACGCCUCCAGUUUACCGUGAAUGGGAAGACCGACAUUGUGGACUUCCUUGCGGAAUUUGACUACUUAACUGCGACCGGUCGUGUGCCCGAGGACCAGAUGAAGCAUACCUUGUGGCAGCACAUCCCGGCCAACCUAGAUAACAGCCUCUUGACCAAGACCCGUGACGAGUCCGUGACCUACGAGGUUUUCUGUGGGUUCAUUAAGGACGCUGUCCACUGCCAGAAGAGGAGUAUGAGGCAGACACAGGACUCCCGCUCUUCCGACCGAUCUCGCCGCGCGCCGACUAAGACUGCUCCGACUACCGCCAAGACUCCGAACAAGACCGGCUCGACCCCUAUCACCUCGCGUGAUGCUGGCAGAGCCUUGACCGACGAUGAGAAAAGGUCCGCCGCCCAAAGACUCGGAGCCCAGAUUAAGGAGCUCCGAGUCGGAUUCCUCCAAGACUUCCGUGGAAAGCCAGCCGGCUAUAUCCAGAAACAGCUGGUCGCCACUUUCGUCAUCGAUGGCCGUUCGUUCGCAAACGAGACAUUUGAUAUAGCUGAGUGUGGCCAUGAUAUCUUUAUCGGUCUUUUCUGGAUGCGGGAGAAGCGCCUCCUGCUUGACUGCGCCGCCCGACAGAUCAUCUGGCCAGAUGAUCUUCCUGCCCUCGCCAAGUUCUCCCCGACGAUCCAGCUCUCUCGUCAAGCCCCGCUCUCGGGUCGGAUCGACCCUAAGAUCCAGGCCGACGCUGAGAGGCGGAACCGCCUGCUCGAGAAAGAGGAGAAACGCUACCGGAUCCUCCACAAGAACUGGCGCCGCUCUGAUCAAGCUCCUCCGGCCUCUGUCCCGACCCCGUUACCGACUCCGUCUCCGUCGUUUCAGUCCAAGUCUCCGUCUGCCAAGAAGUCUGUCCGUUUUCAGCUCACGACCGCCCUGCUACCGACUUCGUCUCCGUCGCCUCGGUCCAAGCCUCCGAAGAUCAAGCCCUGA